UCAGCAGCCUGGCACAACAGCUGUCGCUGUCAGUCAGUUUUACUGCAUCGGAGAGAGCUGGAAAUGUUGGACAAGUAGUUGGAAAGCACUGUUGUAUUUGUGUGUAACUUAAAACUAUAGAAGGAGAUGUGCUAACAGGCUGCUGAAGAUCUGGAUAAAGACUGACCUAAAUCCAAAAAGACAUCAUCUGGCCCACAAACAAAGAGCGGAAUUGGCGGCAUUUUGUUUUGGGUGUACAUGCCCUCCUUCUUCACCCCAUCACGCAUAGAGACUCCACAGUCCAAAGCCAUGGAGAACUCAAAGACCAAACAAGAAGGUGCUGCUGUGGACGCAGAGCUAACAACAGCAAUAAUGGCUCGACGUUUCCAUGCCUCUGUCAUUGGCCCAGAAACAUGGGAGGGAUACAUCUUUUCUGACCUGGAGAUCCGUAUCAGAGAGUCCACAGACCUUUAUGGCGCUGUACUCUGGCCAUCGGCUAUGGUGUUGUGUCAUUUCCUAGAGACCAACAAAGACAAAUACAACCUGACAGACAAAAACGUGAUUGAACUUGGUGCAGGAACUGGGCUAGUCACUAUUGUAUCCAGCCUUUUAGGUGCUAAGGUGACCGCCACCGAUCUACCAGAUGUGUUGGGGAACCUCCAGUACAACGUUACACGCAACACCAAGGGACGAUGCAAAUACAUCCCCCUGGUCACUGAACUCACCUGGGGUCAGGAGGUGGAGCAACGCUUCCCACAUGCCACACAUUGUUUUGACUACAUCCUGGCAGCUGAUGUGGUAUACGCCCACCCUUACCUGGAUGAGCUAAUGGACACCUUUGACCAUCUGUGCCAGAAAAACACACAGAUCCUUUGGGCAAUGCGUUUCCGCCUGGACCCAGAGAACAGCUUUGUGAAUCGUUUCCAGCAACAUUUUCACCUAGAGGAGCUGUAUGACCUACCUAGUCUAAGUAUCAAACUGUAUCAUGCCUGGAGGAAGGACGAGAAGAGCAAGGGCCAAGGACAGGCUGCUGCCUGAGCUGUUAGACAGACAGACCACUCUUAAAUGGGUGGGUGUUUGUGUGAGUGUGCCUGCGACUGCUGAAGUGGGUCA
Molecule: messenger RNA, 1092 nt
Organism: Monopterus albus (swamp eel)
Lineage: Eukaryota; Metazoa; Chordata; Actinopteri; Synbranchiformes; Synbranchidae
Product: protein-lysine methyltransferase METTL21E-like
Exons: 5
Coding region: 238-1017 (259 amino acids)
Source: RefSeq, a predicted model, not a curated record